AUGUGGCGCGCGAGGCGGGAGGCGAUCGCGUUGGCGGCGAGGUGCGCGCAACUAGCGCGGGAGCGCGGGGUAUCGUCGUCGUCCUCGUCACACGCGCGAUGGAGCUUCGGGAAGAAGAGCGGCAAGCAUCGACGAGGGCCCCCGACGACGAGCGCGAUGGGCGGCGGUUCGCGCACCGCGUUGCAGUUUGAGGAGGAGGCGCACCGGCUCGCGUCGGGCGACGGCGUCGUCUUCUUCAAGGACAAGAUCACGCAGAUCACGCAGGGUGCGGUCGACGUCUCCCUGCCGGGCAGGGACGACGCCUACUACAACGCCCCGGGCGACUACGCGGGCGUCGCCAUCCGAUCCUCGCUCCGUUGGCCGAUGCCGAUGGACGAUCUCGCCAAGCUCAACCCGAAGCUGGCGCUCGCCAUGGGCCAGUCCAGGCAGCAGGUGGCCAACGCGAACAGAGGACGCGAAGCCUUGAACCCCAUGGGCAACCCCAACACGAAAAGGCUGUCCGCUGACGACGCACCGCCCGCGACGGACCCGCGGGUGAUGGACGGCGACGAGCUGGCCAUCGUCAAGAUGCUGGAGGAGGACAGGCUCGAGGCGAUGCGGAAGGAGGCGUUCGCGCUCGUGGAGGGCCGCGAGCGACGCCGUCGUGAGACCGAACGCGACAACGCCCCGAAGCCCGAACGCCGCGAACGGACGGUGGGCGCGCGGGAGAAGGCGUCACAGCUGGCGGCGGAACGCGCGCGCGUCGACCGAAAGCUCGAAGCGCUGGAGCGCAAGAAGAAGGAGCUUCGACUGGCGGAGGAGUGGGAGUCGCACAAGGCGGCGGGGGAAGCGCACAAGAUUCUCCCAAAGCCGGGUUCCGCCCCGGGCGCCACUCCAGCCGUGUACGAGCACCUCAAGCGGCACAUGCUCGACAGGAGCAACGAGAAACUCGCGGCGACGCAGACCAACGCGGCUCUGACGGAAACGGCGCUCGCGAGGCUCAGCAUGGCGGACCUGCGCCGCGCGUGUCAGAUCGUGGGCCUCCCCACCGUCGGCCAGAAGAAGACGCUGACGCAGAUGCUUCACGCGCACUUCAAGCAGGCGGAGCAUCACUUCGCGAGGGCCUUCAUCGAGGCGCAAAAAGAGUUGGACAAGGACGUUCGGCGAUUGAAGCGUCAGGCUCGCUCGCACGCGAGGGCCGCGGCGGCGGAGGAGCGGGCGGAACGCGCGGCGGUCGAACGCGCGACGCGGGCGCGGGCGCCGACCGCGGGUGCCGUGCGGCGGCGGGGCCGGCCGCCCAAGCCGGAGCUGGAGGAAGAGAGGGCGCGUAAGGCUGCGAAGGCGGCGGCGGAGGCGGAGUCGCUGGGCCUCGCGCUCGGAACUCUCGAGUACGCCGCCGCCGACGACGACGACGAGGAGAAUGAGGAGGAGGACGAGGACGAGGAGGGUGCCGAAGGUGCCGAGGAGUUGACGGACGCGCGCGAUGCUCCGGCUUCGAGCGCGGGUGAACCGACGACGGAGAAUGAGGGGGACGACGACGACGCGCGUCCGAACCCGAGCACGGGUCGCAUGAACUACGUCGAGGCGUUCGACCCGGAGGAGCUGGUGCGAAUACUGCUCAAGGCUAAGGGCGCCGACGUGGUGGUCAUCCCGGUCAAAGAGAAGUGCAACUGGACCGAUCACUUCGUCGUGGGUACCGCCAAGUCCCCGCGGCACAUACGCAUGCUCGCGGGCGCGGUGCUGCACGCGGUGAAGAAGCGCACCAGGUUCAUCGUCGGCAACAAGCUGCAGCCCGCCAUCGAGGGCGCGGACGCCGGCGACGGGGAGACCCCGGGCGACGACCACUGGAUGCUCGUGGACUGCGGGUCGUGCGUCGUGCACGUCUUUUCGCCGGAGGCGAGGCGACGGUUCGACCUGGAGGGGUUGUGGGCGCCCGGCGUCCCGCUGGAGCGACGCAACGCGGAGGGUGGGGCACUCACCAUCGACACAAUCACCGCCGACGUUGACGACGACGACGACGACGACGAGGACAUCGAGAUUGACCUGGACGACAUGCCCGGCACGCUGGACGAUUACGAGGAUGCGUACCUGGAGCCACCGUCGUGGGAGAGGAGCAUCACGGACGAGGAACAGGAGAGGGUGAGGCGGCGAGGCGCCUCGAGGAGGAACUCCGGGUUCGGCGCCGCCGGCGUGAAUUUGGACUGA
Molecule: messenger RNA, 2184 nt
Organism: Micromonas commoda
Lineage: Eukaryota; Viridiplantae; Chlorophyta; Mamiellophyceae; Mamiellales; Mamiellaceae
Exons: 1
Coding region: 1-2184 (727 amino acids)
Biological process (GO): negative regulation of ribosome biogenesis; negative regulation of translation
Molecular function (GO): ribosomal large subunit binding
Source: RefSeq, a predicted model, not a curated record